AAUGUUUGAAUACCAUAGUCUUUGUAUUUUUGUAUAUAUCAUAAUCCAUUAACACAAGAUUUUGUGUCUUGUGACAAGUCUGAAAGAUGAUUGAUCUCUCAUUUUCUGAUGAAUUUGGAUACAUGACAGCACCAACUAGUGUUGCAAGUAGCUGCAACAAUGAGAAAUUCUUCUAUAGUGCACCAACUAGUCCUAGCAGAAGGAUCAUCAAGCUAGGUGCAAAUUCUUGCUGCCAAACAAGUCACAUAUCACCAAGGACAAUUCAAGAUGAGGAUGAUGGAAGGUACUCCAAUCUGGAUGAGUUUGAAUUCGAGACGAGUCGCAGGUUCACCGGUUACUUGGACACCAAGAAAUCCCAAAAUGAUGAUGAUUUUGAUGGUGAUUCAUUGCAAACCAUGGCAUUUGCUGAUGAGCUAUUCAAUGAUGGUAAGGUUUUGCCAUUGGAGCCGCCGCCGCCUCUUAAACUUCCUCCAAGGUUGAUUCAGAACAAUGGAGAAUGUGGCAGUGUGGUGAUGAGUGCACAAAGUUCAACUCUUACUUCACCAAAAUCCCCUGCUUUGGUGCUAAGGCUACUACCUUUUUCGCGACAUAGUUUGUGGAACGAUGAAUUUGAUCCGUUCGUGGCAGCUUUGGAGAAGGUCAAGGAUGAUAAGAGAGGGGAUUCGAAUUCAAAGGCGAAGAAUGGUCUUAGAAGGACUAGGUCACUUUCUCCAUUCAGGGGAUUCAACCAUAGGUCUGAAAAACAUGCAGGAAUAUCCAAGACAAAGAUACAAGUAUCCGAAUCGCAUUGUUGUGAGCUUCAAAAGGAACCAUUACUAUUGAUGAAGCAAGAAUCAAGGAGGGUUGAUAUGAUAUCAGUUGAAGAGAGCAAUGAUGCAGCCUUUGAGACAAAGGAAGAUGAGAGAAAGAGAAGUGGAUUUUGGAGAAGGAAAAAGAAGAACAAGAAAGAAAACAGCAUAGUGAAGCUUCUCUUUGGGAAUGGUUAUGUGAGGAAAUCAAGUGAUCAACACAAGUUAGAAGGUCAAAAGGAAUCAUUAGAGAAGCCAGAAUUCAUGAUGAGGAAGCUUGAUGCUGAUUCUGUCAGUUCAUCACAAUCAACAGAGAGGGAUAAAGAUGAAACAAGAAGUGACAUGAGCAAAAUGAGCUUGGUAUGUCACAAGCCUAGAGGAUCAAAACUUUUUCUUUGUUUAGGCCAUGGAGGGUAUGUCAAGUGAUUGAGUCAUCAAAGUCAUGGUAUUUUUCUUUAUUUUUCUUUUUGGGGGGGAGUUUGUGAAGGAGAAAAUUAAAACAGUGAAAUUAUGUCCUGAAAAUGAAAACAAAGAUCAUAUGAUAUUUUCUGGUUGGAAACCUAUGAUGGUGUUUCAAAAAAAAAAAAAAAAAACUUAAUGAUGACAAUGUUUUCCAGGAACUGAUCUGUAUAAGUAUCUAUGUACUGAGUUAUAUCUACAUUCAAAUUCAAUGUAAAAUUAGGUUCACUACCGAAAUAGUUCAAAAUGCUAAAUUAGAUUUGACCAUAGUUAAUUCUCUAUUAUAACUUCACAUCACAUACUGAAUUCUCUUUAAAAGAAUACUUUAGUUAAUCACAAAAAGCAACAAAUUGUGUACCAAAUAAGAAACUCUUCAAAAAUAAGAAACUCCUCAAAAAUCAGUUCCAACAUAGAGAAAGAGGUGGUAUUCCCUAGGCACAUAAUAUAUUGUUAUUGCAAAUGGUCAGUUUGCAUAUUAAAUUUUUCUGAACUACAUCUUGCUGUAUUGCUACUGAUUUUCAAACCUUACUAAUUUGAGAUAUAAGAUAGAUACUAUAUAUUGUGGAAUGAAUAUUCUAUGCCAAUAGUGCAUAAAUGAGUAAUUUACAUCAUUGAAAUAAUAGGAAUAAACCUAAAGUUUCCCAUGAAAGGAACAAAAAAUG
Molecule: messenger RNA, 1909 nt
Organism: Arachis ipaensis
Lineage: Eukaryota; Viridiplantae; Streptophyta; Magnoliopsida; Fabales; Fabaceae
Source: RefSeq, a predicted model, not a curated record